Lycium barbarum (goji berry) is the source of this 1154-nucleotide messenger RNA. RefSeq names its product ferritin-4, chloroplastic-like. Gene Ontology annotation, molecular function: ferric iron binding; ferrous iron binding. The transcript is spliced from 8 exons. Gene Ontology annotation, cellular component: cytoplasm. Lineage: Eukaryota; Viridiplantae; Streptophyta; Magnoliopsida; Solanales; Solanaceae. The record is from RefSeq and is a predicted model, not a curated record. Bases 61 to 822 code for a protein of 253 amino acids. Gene Ontology annotation, biological process: intracellular iron ion homeostasis; iron ion transport.
GCAUAUAUCAUCUUUCUCAUUUCUCAUUUCUCAAUUCUUAGUUUUCUAAAUUCUUAAAUAAUGGCAGUUUCAGUUACUACUAGUCUUCUUAUUAGUCCCUUGAAAACUCCAUCAUUAUCAUUUUCUUCUUCUUGUGACUCUGUUUCCUUUGCUUCAAAUGUUGCUUUUCCUAGGAAACAAUUUAAACUUUGUGCUACAAAUGAUGGGGCACUUACAGGUGUGGUGUUUGAGCCAUUUGAUGAAGUGAAGAAGGAUGAAUUUAUGGUUCCUAUAACCCCACAAACUUCACUCGCUCGCCAGAGGUUUGCAGAGGAAUGUGAAGCUGCUAUCAAUGAGCAGAUCAAUGUGGAGUACAACGUUUCUUAUGUAUACCACUCAAUGUACGCCUACUUUGACAGAGACAACAUAGCUCUAAAUGGCCUCGCAAAAUUCUUCAAGGAGUCAAGUGAAGAAGAAAGGGAACAUGCUGAGAAGUUAAUGCAUUAUCAGAAUAUCCGAGGAGGAAGAGUGAAGCUACACUCUAUUAUGAUGCCUCCCUCUGAAUUUGAUCAUGUUGAUAAGGGAGACGCGUUACAUGCAAUGGAACUGGCUUUGUCCUUGGAGAAGCUAACAAAUGAGAAACUUCUGACCCUGCAUAGCGUGGCUGAUCGGAACAAUGACUCUGAAAUGCAAGAUUUUGUUGAACGAGAAUUUUUGGCCGAGCAGGUCGAGGCUAUUAAGAAAAUUGCAGAAUAUGUAACUCAGCUAAGGAUGGUUGGGAAAGGACAUGGAGUGUGGCACUUUGAUCAGAUGCUUUUACAUGAGGCUAAUGGUGCAGCUUGAAGUCCACAGUGCAGUCUCAUUUAUCUUAGAUUAUUAGGCUAUACUAUAUGCUGUUUCAACAUUUAGAACUUGUGUUGUUGUCCAAUAAUGUAAUAAUAUGUUUAUGUUAUCACUUAGAAUUCAAGUCAUGUAUAGGCUUAAUCCUGGAAGAUCAAUAUGGCAGCUUGUUUUCAAGAAAUAAAAGUAGUUUGAUGAGGAAUAAAAGGAGAGUUCUCAUCUUGCUAAGUUUGCUAGUUUAAUGGUCCAUUACCAUUAGGGUAAUUACAUUUAUGUAGGAAUAUCUAUGAGAUCAUGUACAAAACAACUACUUAAGAAGAAGUCGAUUGACCAAA